Messenger RNA from Brassica rapa (field mustard), 4644 nucleotides. Its product is annotated as serine/threonine-protein kinase D6PKL1. Gene Ontology annotation, molecular function: protein kinase activity; ATP binding. The record is from RefSeq and is a predicted model, not a curated record. Gene Ontology annotation, biological process: protein phosphorylation. NCBI's taxonomy places the organism in Eukaryota, Viridiplantae, Streptophyta, Magnoliopsida, Brassicales, Brassicaceae.
UCUCUAUUAUAGAGUUCCUCUGUUUUAGAGGUGAAAAUAGCAAAAUACAUUGGAAAUGGUCAGUGAAAAAUAGAAUACAAUUGGACCAUUUUUUACUCUAACCUUGUAUAAAACCCGAGGAAGAAUAAGGAGAUAUACUUCCUAGAGAUGAUUUUGAAACAGUGAACUUAAUAUGAAAUGUAUAAAAUAUAUAUUUUACUAUUACUAACUGUAACGAAAUUUCAAGAUAACUAGCUCUCUAUUUUAAAACCCACUAGUCACUACCAACCAUCUAUAGUUAUUUAUUUAAGACAAUCAUAACAAAAUUACGCAAAUAGUUAUAAGCUAAAUGAUCUAAUGAACUCAUGGGAGUAUGAACAAUGCCAGAGACCCGAUCAGAGAAAAAAAUUACAAAAUUUGAUCCUAUUAUUACAUAAAAAGGACGAGACACUGCAUGUGUUUUGGAUCGUUUGGUAAAUGAGAUAAAGAUAAAACUGACCCAGACAGAGAUCUCUUCAAUCCACGCGCAAUCCAUAUGAUUCGUAUUAUCGAUCUUACCCUUGUCUUAAUAGCCUUUCAACGCCUCACUUAGUGGUCAUUUUCGUCUUUAACUUUCCAAGCCGACAACUAUCUCUGUCUGCUUAUAAUAUUUUUGUUCUUACAUUACUAGCAGUGUUAAUCUUUUUGAAUAAAAAAUGCUAAUAGAAUUAUCAUCGCAGCUUUUAUUUACUUUGCAGGCAAAUAAAGCAUCAUUCACUAAGCCCACCAUGAUUAGAGCGUCGAGGGCCAACAUUGUUUUUAUAAUCCAACUAUAUACUAUUCUUAUUGCUGAAAUUAAGACAAUAAUAUUGAACUAAACUAUAUACUAUUCUUAUUGCUGAAAUUAAGACAAAAAUACUAUACUAUUCUUAUUGUUUAACUCACAAAACAAUGCCCACUAAUCAUUGCUUUCAAGUAUAGUGUCCAUUGAACCUCAACUGUUCUACAGUAUAGUGAUAUGGCCACCACCUGCACAAAGAGAGUAGAUUCAACAUAAAUUAGUGGAGUUGAAGAGACAUGAUUAAUCAAAUAACCUCUUUAUUAUUAUCAAGAAUUUUGUUUUUCCAUUGUCAAAUACUCCUUACAUGCUACUGAUCAUGAUUAUCUACCACUGUUAACAUUACAAUUAACAACUAUAGUUAUCGAUGACAUUCCAUUGCACUUACUCCGCUUUUUUUAUUCCUUAUUUUCACUUGUUCUUUAAGCGGUCACCAUUCAAAAUGCUACGAUCAAAUAAUGCUUCAAAUAAAGACAAAUAUUUUGCGUAGGGGCAACAAAAAAUAAAAGGAAAAGUGAUGGGAAAUGAAGAGAAAAAUAAGAAAAAAGCUAAUCAACAUAUGCAAUGGUGGGUCAAUAAAGUGUUUUCACAAAUCCACAAGGUUUUGAUUCCUUGUCUCUUUCUUUCGCAAUUCAUUUUUUUCUUAUAUUCUAUUACACAACAAAAGUAAUAGUUCCAUUCUCUCACAAAAUAAAGUUCGUUUUAAAACUAUUCAUAAAUACUAUAUACUCUCACUAUUCAUUUUUCCUUAUAUUUUCAUUACACAACAAAAGGAAUAGUCCAUUCUCUCACAAAAUAAAGUUCGUUUUUAUAAUAUUCAUAAAUACCACAUACAAACUCUUUGCUCAUCCGAAAAGACUUCCAGCAUAUAUAUGUUUGAUUGUAGUAAUUAUCAAGAUUCCAUAAUGUAUUAGAAGUGUUUUAUACUCAGAUUGGUAAAAACUAAACAAAGUGAUUAUAGCUGAAAAAACUAUGAUUAAUAUCUAGGUUUCGGGUUUUAACCUCUAAAGAAAAAAAUGGAAUCAAUCUCACACACAAAAAGAAAGAAAGAAACAUCUGAUCAAAAACCAUAACAAAAGAAACGUCUCAAACCAAAUUGUAGGUUGAAGAAGGAACACAUGUCGGUCCCACUUUAAUGACUGGACCCUACAGUAUACGGGUCCCACUCUCACCUCUCCUUUAAUUUUUUCCUUUAAAAAUAAAAUAAAAAAUUUCCUCCGUUACCGUCAGUCGCAGCUCUACAGCUAGAGAUAGCGCCCACACACACACACACAUAAAGCAAAAGCCUUUCUUCACAACUCUCAAUCUUCGAGCCUGAGGAGUGAGGAGUCGAGGGUUUCUUCUUCUUCUUCUUUCAUCGCCUCUCUGCUUCAUCGGAGAAAGAAGCAUUCUCCGGUGAUAAAAUCUCUCUGCAUUGUAACCGGAAGACUGCUUAAUCUCGGGAUCUUCGUCUCUUAGUUUCCGAGAUUUGUUUUUGGAGUGUUGAAGAUCUCGUAUGAAUGCUGGAUAUGGAAAGAGUCGGUGAGCUUAGUAAAGGUCCUGUCUCAAGAAGACAAUACCUAGACUUUGAAAAUAGAGAUAACGGUAUGCAACUAGAGUCUCUGAGGGAACGAGCUGCUCGAUACAACAAGGGAGGAGGAAGAUCAGUGAAUCAGAAUCCCACUACGACGUUAGGGAGAGAGCUAAGCCAAGUUCUCAAUGUGCAUCACAGAGACGAGUUGAUGAUGAUUGGUGGAGAUAUGAAUGAUUUUCAGGAGUUUGAGCCUGUGGUGAGGCCAACAACGAUGGAUUCAAAGUACCCUUUGCUGGAGAUCGAAGAGGUAGGUGGUGGUGGUGGUGAUGAAGCUGGCUCCAGCUCGUUCCGCGGUGUUAGCCAUCCUCCAGAGCCUGACGACAUGGAUCUCAUAACAACUGUUUAUGUCCCUAGCUCCACUAAAGGACCUUUCCUCGAGGAUCUCUCCCUCUGCGUCCCUGAGCCUGCCACAUCUAUGGCUCGUGCCUCUCAGAACACAGACAACUCUCUCCCACCACCGCAAGAUUCAGACAAGGAAUGCGUCUGGGACGCGAGCCCACACAACAGCAGCGUGGAAAGCAUAAACUUCGCCAGGGCCAUGAGUAUGGCCAACAGCACUUCCGCUGAUCAGCAGAGGAACGACGUUGUGCUUAGCAUGGACAAGAACUACAUCGACAACAGGAGCAUCAACAUGGUGUUCGACUCCUUCGAGAGCAGAGCGAGCGACAGCAGCUGCUUAAGCGAAGAGAGCAGCUGGAGCAACUUCACGGGGAGCCUCAACAAGCCUCACAAAGGGAACGAUCCGAGGUGGAACGCUAUUUUAGCCGUGAGGACGCGGGACGGUGUUCUAGGGAUGAGUCACUUCAAGCUGCUGAAGCGGUUGGGGUGUGGCGAUAUAGGGAGUGUGUAUCUGGCGGAGUUGAGUGGGACGAGGUGUCAUUUCGCUGUGAAGGUGAUGGAUAAAGCGUCUCUUGAGAAUAGGAAGAAGCUGAAUAGGGCGCAGACUGAGAGGGAGAUUCUGCAGCUGUUGGAUCAUCCGUUUCUGCCGACGUUGUAUACUCAUUUUGAGACGGAUAGGUUCUCGUGUUUGGUUAUGGAGUAUUGUCCUGGUGGUGAUCUGCAUACGUUGAGGCAGCGUCAGCCUGGGAAGCAUUUCUCUGAGUAUGCUGCUAGGUUCUACGCUGCAGAGGUGCUGCUGGCGCUUGAGUAUCUCCACAUGCUCGGCGUCGUCUACAGAGACUUGAAACCCGAGAACGUUCUCGUCCGAGACGACGGUCACAUAAUGCUCUCAGACUUCGACCUCUCCCUAAGAUGCGCUGUUUCACCAACCCUGAUCAAAACCUUCGACUCCGACCCCUCAAAACGCGGCGCCUUCUGCGUCCAACCCGCUUGCAUAGAGCCCACAUCCUCUUGCAUCAUCCAGCCCUCGUGCUUCUUACCGCGUCGCAUCUUCCCCACCAAAAAGAACAAGACUCGUAAAACUCAAACAGAUUUCUUCAAAUCACACCACUCAGGAGGUUCCCUCCCUGAGCUGGUGGCCGAGCCUAACACGAGGUCCAUGUCCUUUGUCGGAACGCACGAGUACUUAGCUCCGGAGAUCAUCAAGGGAGAAGGGCACGGAAGCGCGGUGGAUUGGUGGACGUUUGGUAUCUUUGUUCACGAGCUUUUAUACGGUAAGACGCCGUUUAAAGGAUCAGGGAACAGAGCUACUCUGUUUAAUGUGGUGGGAGAGCAGUUGAAGUUCCCUGAGUCGCCGGCCACUAGCUACGCGGGGAGGGACUUGGUUCAGGCGUUGCUGGUGAAAGAUCCGAAGAGUAGGUUGGGGACGAAGAGAGGAGCGACGGAGAUUAAGCAGCAUCCGUUUUUCGAAGGAGUGAACUGGGCGUUGAUAAGGUGUAGUACUCCUCCUGAAGUGCCGAGGCAGAUGGAGGUAGAGCCGCCGCCGAAGUAUGGACCGAUUGAUCCUGUUGGGUUUGGUAGUAACAGCAAGAGGAUGAUGGGACCACCACCUGUAUCAGCAUCAGCAGCAGGAGGAGGAGGAGGAGGAGAUGCAAAAGCUGGUGGGAAGUUUCUAGACUUUGAGUUUUUCUGAAGGCUUUGUUUUUUUCCCUCAGAAGAGUUUGUGUUUGGUUGCUUAAUUAGUAGUUAUAGUCUUCUUAUGUCAAGGGGGUUUAAUAGAUCAGAGUGGAGGGGGUUAGGAGGUUAAAUCUGUCUUCCAUUUGAACCAAAACUUUUGUAAGGACAUGGAAAGCUCCAAGUCUUAAGAAAAUCUCCUUUGGUACUACUACUAUUACUACUGCUGUGUUUGUCGGAAUCUCUUUUUCUUUUGAGUCAA